GGGGCUGCCCCCAACCCCCAUUGCCGAACCCGCAACAUCCUCCUUCCCUCCCUCGGACCCUGGCCCCACUGCGAGGCUGCCAAUCCUGGGCGAGCCUGGCGCGGCUCUGCCCGGGCGCACGGGCUUUGCCCCUGGCCCCCUCCGAUCGAUGUGGUGUCACUUCACACUCGCUGACAGGGAAGGCAGCAGGACCUUGUUCGCUGGGGGGGUGGCUCCGUGUGCCCGCUCCCCACCCCCACAGGGCAGCUCUCACCCCCGCGGGCGAGGCGGGGCGGGUCCGGCUCCCUCUGCUAAGGGCAUUGGCCACUGGGGGUGCCGGGGGGAGGCAGUUUUCUAUUCCUGCCGAGUGAGCCGAACCAGCCCAGCGCCUGCGAGGGUCCGGCACGCGCCAUGCUGCGGGGAGCCCGGCGGUUGCUCCCACCCCACCUGCGAGGCCUACAGCUUCCCUUACCUCGCCCGGCGCGCCCCCUUAGCAGCGGCUCCAGCACUGCGGGGCGGGAAGAAAAGCCAUCUUCUUUCUUGGGAACUAAAUGGAAAGAUACAGCAGAGACAGUGAUUAUUGGAGGUGGUUGCAUUGGUGUAAGUCUUGCUUACCACCUGGCCAAGGCUGGCAUGAAGGAUGUCAUUCUGCUCGAAAAAUCUGAACUGACGGCUGGAUCUACUUGGCAUGCAGCUGGGUUAACAACUUACUUUCAUCCUGGAAUUAAUCUGAAGAAAAUCCAUUACUACAGCAUCAAACUCUAUGAAAAAUUGGAGGAGGAAACUGGGCAGGUUUUAGCUGGCCUGUAUAACCCUGGAGAUGGUCAUAUUGAUCCCUAUUCUCUCACUAUGGCCUUGGCUGCAGGAGCCAGGAAAUAUGGUGCCCUGUUAAAUUACCCAGUCCAAGUGACAAAUCUGAGCCCUAGAUCAGAUGGGACCUGGGAAGUUGAAACUCCACAUGGAAUAAUUAGAACAAACAGAAUUGUGAAUACAGCAGGCUUCUGGGCUCGUGAAAUAGGCACAAUGAUUGGACUGCACCAUCCCCUCAUACCUGUUCAUCAUCAAUAUGUUGUCACAUCAACUAUCCCUGAAGUGAAAGCCCUGAAAAUGGAAUUGCCUGUGCUUCGUGACUUAGAAGGAUCAUAUUAUCUAAGACAGGAAAGGGAUGGGCUUUUAUUUGGUCCAUAUGAAAGUCAGGAGAAAAUGAAACUACAGGAGUCGUGGGUAACAAAUGGAGUCCCACCAGUGCUUCUCAUCAGUAGAUCUCAAAAUGCUUUACCAUCAUAUGGCAUUAUCCAUGCUGGAGGUGUCGGAAAGUAUCUCAGUGAUUGGAUCCUAGGUGGGGAGCCUCCUUUCGACCUGAUAGAAUUAGAUCCCAAUCGCUAUGGAAAAUGGUCCACCACCCAAUAUACAGCAACAAAAGCAAGAGAGUCUUAUGGAUUUAACAACAUUGUUGGUUAUCCUAAAGAAGAAAGGUUUGCUGGGAGACCUACAGAGAGAGUCAGUGGGCUUUAUGAAGUGCUUAAAUCUAAAUGCUCAAUGGGUUUCCAUGCAGGAUGGGAGCAACCUCAUUGGUUCUACAAGCCUGGAGAUGACAUUGGAUACAAACCCAGUUUUGGGCGCACAAACUGGUUUGAACCUGUGGGUCGUGAAUAUAAGCAGGUUAUGGAAAAAGUUGGUGUGAUUGACCUGACACCAUUUGGCAAGUUUAUUGUCAAAGGGAAUGAUUCAGUUAAACUGUUGGAUCACCUGUUCGCAAAUGUCAUUCCAAAGGUGGGUGCUACAAAUAUAAGUCACAUGUUAACACCGAGAGGCCAAGUCUAUGCUGAGCUAACCAUCUCUCACCUAUCUCCAGGGGAGUUUUUGCUGGUGACUGGUUCUGGGUCAGAGCUCCAUGAUCUGAGAGUAUAUCGUGGUGCCUGGAUGCACAGCAAACACAGAUCACCAUCUAGUAGUUGCCCAUAUGGUGUUGAUGCUCCAACGAGCAGGUAA
This is a messenger RNA of Chelonoidis abingdonii (Abingdon island giant tortoise), 1971 nucleotides long. The record is from RefSeq and is a predicted model, not a curated record. NCBI's taxonomy places the organism in Eukaryota, Metazoa, Chordata, Testudines, Testudinidae.